Molecule: messenger RNA, 1206 nt
Organism: Eremothecium cymbalariae DBVPG#7215
Lineage: Eukaryota; Fungi; Ascomycota; Saccharomycetes; Saccharomycetales; Saccharomycetaceae
Gene: AIM24
Product: Aim24p
Exons: 1
Coding region: 1-1206 (401 amino acids)
Biological process (GO): inner mitochondrial membrane organization
Cellular component (GO): mitochondrial inner membrane
Source: RefSeq, a predicted model, not a curated record
AUGUCGAAGGUGGCUAAAAGAUUGAUCUCAUUGGUGAGACCAGGCAACACAUCAAUUGCUCCUCCUACCUCGAAUGUCAUUACGCAGGAUACAGCUGCAAAAGAUUUGUUUCCAACUGACCAUACAAACAAUGUCCAGUUUGAAAUUUUAGACGAGCCAUUGACCUUGGCUCGUGCAACAGUUCCUCCUUCUGUCAACCUUUAUGUCAGACGGGGCUGUUUAAUGUCUCUUUAUAAUUCGUUGGGUUUAUCUUCAAUAGCAAUGUCACAUCAAUGGAUCCAGCCUCAGAAAAGAUUGCUAAGAUAUGGACGCCUUAACAUAUCUAUAUAUCUCAAACUAACGGGUGCUGAUACCUUGAAUUGCCUGGUAGCUCCGAACUUUACUAGAAGUAACAUAUUUUCGUGGCUUGGGUCUUCUACUUCCCCGUAUCGCACGCUAUGUCCCUUAACGUUGGGUGGUGCAUCAGACUGGUUUGUCUUCGGUAAGGAUUCAAUUGUGGCAUUUGAAUCAAAUUCAUCGCUGAAACUUCAAGAAGCACCUUUCAAGCUGCCCUUUCGUACUGAAUCUGUACUGAAUCACAAAUAUCAGUUGCUUCAAGGCCGAGGGAGUGUAUUAUUGAGUGGUAGUGGAUCUGUUUAUAAAAUUAACCUAAAGGACUCCACAGAAGAAGUGAUUAUCCAAAGUCAGCACUUAUUAGCCAUAAGCGGAUUGAACUCGGUGGACAUUUCCUCGAGCGCAACAGAAUACAAAAUGACGGAGCAAAUAAUGAAGAAAAUAUCGAAACCAAAAGCAAAAGCAUCAGCAGGUUCUAAUACCAAAAAGAUCAAACUCGAAAAUAUAGACUGGUAUAAGCUUUGGAUCAACAUCCAAUAUUACGCAUCCGUUAGUUCAAAUUUCCUCAAGUCUUUGUACACAGGAUAUCUAAAUGGCCCAAACAGAUAUCUAAAGGUUAAAGGCCCUAGAACAUUGCUAGUCCAAAGUUCUCCAAACGCUUAUCUUUCCGCCACCCCGCAGCCAGCUCUAUUCUACCCCAAAGAUUCAAAAUACCAAACACAAUCAGAAGCAUUACCUUCUAUCAAAACGUCAGAGUCCAAAAACUAUCUGAGCUAUGUAUCGAUGGAAAAGGAUGGUAAGCUCUUGUUUAGAAGCACACCUGACUUUAAAGAGACAGUUGAAAUGAUUGAAAAAGCUAAAGACAAGAAAUGA